AUGUCGAGAAAUGACGAGGAAAACAUCGAGCGUAAAGAAAACAAUUUUGUUAUCACUGAAGGUACUUCGUCAACAACAUCUGUUCUAGUCUCCGGUCGUGAAAAUUCAAACGGUUCUAAGGAAGUCUCAAGCUCGUCAGAUCCCAGUGAACCUAAAUACAUUCUUGAUCAAUCGGACGAUGAAACGGUGGAAAGUCAUGAGAAUCGUGACACGAGUGGGAAUGAAAUUGCACGAGAUGUAGCUGGUGUUACUGACAGUGUUGAUAGCAGUACGGACCCAGAUGAUGUUGAAACAAAAGCAUUACAUGACGAUGAACCUGAAAUGAACAAAUCUACUCCUGGUAGAUUAAAAAAUGCAGCUGACAUGGUCAAUGUACGUCAUGAUCAUGCUGAGUUGGGGACAGAUUCAGCUGGACCUGUUUCACGUGAUCUAACAAACAGCGAAGCACACGUGACAAGCAGCAUUGAGCAUGUAAUACAUCAUGAUAAUCUCGAUUUAGAUGAGGAUGAACAAGUGGUAAGCAGCGAUGGACGUGGUGAUAGAAAAAGUACUGAACAUGAUUAUACCGAAAAUGAAAGUCGUGGAAUGAACACUCCGGAAAGCAGGGAGAACGAAGCUCGGAAAGACGAGAUCAUUAAUCUUCCCAUGGAGACGAACGAUGCUCUGGUAACGAGUGCCCAAGGUAUAUUGAAGGAUAGCGUUGAAACGUCUGUGGAUAGCGAGGGUAGUGAUGUAACUAGGAAUCUGAACGAAGAGAGAAGUGAUACAUAUCACACUACUUAUGAUGAGAAUACUUUAAGAACAGACAACUCAGAAAAUAUGAUAGAGAGUACAUGGAACAACCCCUCCGGAAUACUGGUUGACAAACCAGAUCAUGAAACUGGCAAUGGUAUAAGUUCUACGGUUGGAGAACUAGACUCACGAAACAGUUCUACUGGCAUAACAUCAUCAAGUAACCUUGAAACGAGUAAAGAGCAACUAGAAUUUUCUCUUCCCGAAGAAAGUCAACGUGCGUCUUCAUCUGAAAAUUUGUCCUACGUCGUGUCGACUAGUAGCCAACGCGUUGAAAUGAAUACUAGCAGUGUUCCUAAGCAACAAGAUCACGUUAAUACAAGAAGUGUUGCUAGGCAACACGAUGACAUAGCUACAAGCAGUGGAAUUCCUAAUAUUUCUGAUGUCAGUUCUUCUGAUACAAGUGAAUGCGCGGAAAAUGCUUAUGAACCCGAAUCGCGCAGUUCCCAAAUUAAUCUUCCUGAUAGCGGAGAUAAUGUAAAUAAAGGUACUGGAAGUUCUGGAGUGGAAUUUCCUGAUAGCGUUCCUAUCGUGGAUGGAAGGAACCGUCCAUCCAUUGCUCGAAGGUCAUCCGAAAAUUCCCCGGGUUGUUCCGUGGAGGAACCGUCCACCACAAAUUUCGACGAACCGACAAUUUCCGGUACUUUUACGGAUGAUCACGAGAGCGUAAGUGGAAAUGAAGCGGAGUCAAUGACUAAUGAAGAAGGUGAAUUUAGGUGUGAAGGGAACUUCAAAGGAUACUCAUUGACUGAGAGGGAUAAUAUUGUUGAUUCGUCUACGGUAUCCCCUGUUAGUGUUACUGAUGACAUAGAUCGUGAUAAUGCAAGUGAUGAAAACAUGGAACAUUUGAGGGAGGAUAUGGAUGGUAGUGACUAUAGUACUCAAGUUGAUAUAGGUGGAUACUUGGGAUCAAGCGUGCGUGGUGUGAGAAAGACAUGUGAUACUUCGUCAGAUAUUAACAGGAAUAUUAGAGCCAACUUGUCCGAGAGAAUUAUCGAUACAACGGGAUUUUUAGGAAUGAAUGAAGAUAACAAUGCAUCCCAAAAUACUGCAGGGACUAGUGCAGAUACAACUGGUUAUUUAGGCCAUAGCGAGGAUAGCGCUGGAUCUCUGAUUGCACCUGAAGAUAGUAUAGGAACAACUAUGGGGAUCACAUCAAGUACAAAAUAUGAUAUUGCAGUGGAAGCUAUAUCCAGUGAUGAAGAGGAGUUAGAGGAAGGAGAGAUCGCUGAAACAAUAGAUGAUGUCACCAGAAAUGACGUGACAACCUCACCGUGUGACGUCACACCAGAACACGUAAUUACCUCGUCAUCUGAGUCAUACUAUACCCCCGACACUAUUCCAAUAUCACCACCAGCUGACUCUGAUGAACCUUCCACUUCGUCCAGUUUCCUUGAUUUCGGAGCAUACACCUACCCGUCCACGCAACUCGCAGGAUCGUCGACGCAACUCGCGGGCUCCUCACAUGUGCCUCACUCAGUAUUCCCCUUCUCUGCUCUAAACCUGCGUUCCGCACCCAGCAGUAAUUGUUCAUCACCGGUUCAAGUGGUCUCUGGGGCUAAUACGCCAAUCAGAUAUCAGCAAGCAGAUUCUACACCAAUCAUAUUUCAGCCUGCGGAUUCAAGUAAUAUGCUGACACCACAGUAUGAACCGUUAAGCGAUGACGAUAGUUCCGAGUCUCAUGAUAAAUGA
Messenger RNA from Dendronephthya gigantea, 2484 nucleotides. RefSeq names its product cell wall protein RBR3-like. The record is from RefSeq and is a predicted model, not a curated record. Lineage: Eukaryota; Metazoa; Cnidaria; Anthozoa; Malacalcyonacea; Nephtheidae. Bases 1 to 2484 code for a protein of 827 amino acids. The transcript has a single exon.